This is a messenger RNA of Labrus mixtus (cuckoo wrasse), 6633 nucleotides long. It is a transcript of the gene phf1, whose product is annotated as PHD finger protein 1. Gene Ontology annotation, biological process: chromatin organization; regulation of DNA-templated transcription. The record is from RefSeq and is a predicted model, not a curated record. Gene Ontology annotation, cellular component: nucleus. NCBI's taxonomy places the organism in Eukaryota, Metazoa, Chordata, Actinopteri, Labriformes, Labridae. Bases 1450 to 3222 code for a protein of 590 amino acids. The transcript is spliced from 15 exons. Gene Ontology annotation, molecular function: chromatin binding; DNA binding.
UACGCUUAAUUAAGCAUCUUUAAAAUAACAUAUGUGAGUAUUUGUGAAACAGUCUCAGCCUGAUGUUGCCUCUGAUGUGGAAGGAAUGGAUAAGAUUUAAGGUAAUUUGAUUUAUUUUCAAUAAGGUGCAGCUUUUGUUUUACGACCAUCCCACUGAGCAGUUUGCAUUGUUUCUGCCAGGUAUUUCAAAUAGCCUGAAACUUGAGUUUGUGUAAUAGUCAGAGCCAGAACUCAUUUUGCUUGAACAAUAUUUUCCAUCACACUUCAAAUAUUAUUAUUCCGGAUGUGUUGUGAAACAGGAUAUCUCUCACAUCUGUCUUGCUGAUAUCGUUUUAUGUCCAUUUGAGUUUUUGAUAAUAAAAAUCUGUAGGCUAUAAAACUAUUGGGUUUUUUUUUAAGGAUGAUAAUUAAAGGAAUUUUAGAAAAUGCUAAUUAGUGAUUUAGUUACAACAUUAAAAAGAAAAAAGUGUUCUUCUAUGGCUGACUUUUUGAUCAGAGAAGAUGGUUCAAUGUCCAAUCAUUGGUUAAAUAUUCCCUUUAAUAAUCUAAAGAAAACAAUCACACCAUCUACAUCCCAUCCAUCUGGGAACAAAGAAACUGUAAUCAUUGUUGAAAAAUGUAAGUAAAAAAAUGUUCGGCACUGCUUGCUGGGACCAUCCCAGUUAGAAAACUUUCCUCCACAGUCGUCCUCCCUCGGCUGCUCCCUCUUGUUUGAGACCAACUAAUGAGGCGGCUAAACUCAUUAAUUGGACACUUAAUUGGCUCCUGUCGCUGCGCGCGCUGCUUCCGCUGGUACUUGUCACCCGCCGUCCCUCCCUCGUGCUGCCUGCCAGACAUCACAAUCCCACCUUGUCACAACGAUUUAGGGUCAGCGCCUCCUGAGACGGGAAGGUGCUGCUCUCGCCGUGGACCCCCCACCCCUCCACCACCACCACCUCCUCCACCACCUCCCCUCUAUCAGUAUCUCCCUCCCACUCUAUCUCGGUGUUUUAUGUCUGCGUCACAACAAGUCGGUGGAGAGCGCGAGGCAGGGAUGAUGGCGUCUCUGGCGGCUUGAUUCCGGUGCUGCUCUGACAAAAAACCCGCCUUAAUAGCAUCAAUAGAGGGGGGGCGAGGAGGGUGAAAGCAACGGGAACAUGACGAAACGGCACAGCGGAGGACGGACAAACUAGGCUGAGAGACGGACGGACAGUCAGUCAGUCGCCUUCCCCCCCCCCCCCCCCUCCCUCCACUCCUCCCCCUCCUCCUCCUCGGCUUGACUGACACACACAGGCGCUUGGCACAGACAGGGACAUACAUGCACAUCAUCCACUUUUUGCAAACACGCAGGCUGCGCAUCCGAGCGGGCAGUAAUUGGGCAGCGGAGAUCCACAUCAGAUGAGGGCAUUUCAUGUCAAGGCUGCCCAGGAAUCACUGUGACCCCGACGGAAAGGAGUUCGACUUGACAGGAUGGGGGGAGUAAGUGAAGGAGAUGAUGUGUUGGCUCGAUGGAGUGAUGGACUACUGUACCUCGGAAAUGUGAAAAGAGUAGAUGGAGUCAAGCAAUGUUGUCUGGUGAGAUUUGAGGACAACUCCGAGUUCUGGGUGCUGAGAAAGGACAUUCACUCGUUCGCUGCUGGAGUGGAAGAAGUUUGCUGUAUUUGUGACGCCCCGCCUCUUAAAGAACCCCUCAUAAAUUGUCUUAAGUGUCGCCACGGUUAUCAUCCAGAGUGCCACACGCCAACCAUCGAACCGGAAGCCGACAGCGAUUCCUGGAUAUGUCGGCAAUGUGUCUUUGCCGUCUCAACCAAGAGAGGAGGGGCCCUGAAACGGGGACGCUUCGCCCGGCUCAUGCAGUUCAUGAAACUCCGGCUCCCCUACCAGCUGUCGUCGUUAGACUGGGACCCGCAGCAUCUGACCAAUCAGCAGCAGUGUUACUGCUACUGUGCCGGCCCUGGAGAGUGGAAUCUGAAGAUGCUGCAGUGUGGAAGCUGCGGUCAGUGGUUCCAUGAGGCCUGCACACAGUGUCUAACCAAGCCAUUACUCUAUGGAGACAGGUUUUAUCAGUUCCAGUGCUCAGUAUGUACAAAGGGACCAGAGACCAUCCAAAGACUACCCAUGACCUGGGUGGAUCUGGCUCAUUUAGUCCUCUACCAUCUCUCGCUCUGCUGCAAGAGGAAGUACUUUGAUUUUGACCAUGAAAUCCUGUCCUUCACCAAUGAGAAUUGGGAGUCGUUGCUCCUAGGCGCGCUCUCUGACACGCCAAGGCAAGACCGCUGUCACAAUCUCCUCAACGCGCUGAACUCGCACAAGGACAGGUUUGUGUCCGGAAAGGAGAUCAAGAAGAAGAAGUGUCUUUUCGGGCUUCAGGUCCGAGCCCCGCCUCCGCUGACGACCGAUUCGUCGCCCCUCAUCACCGACCCACCUAUCAGCAUCACGCACCGGAGAAGGUCAGACCCGUUGUCACUGGCCUGCCAGAGGAGAGUGGGGGGGCCGGAGUCACGUAAAUCAAAGCGCCGCAUCAUAGAGACACAGCCUUGUCCACCCCCAGUCGAUGCCAACCCUAUUGAGCUGCUGCCAUGUUGCCAUGGCUACAUGGGAGGGGCCAGCCUUUACAACUCCAGGAAGUCAGAGGAGGAGCUUGGUUUGAGCUCUCCUCCCAAGCGGAUGUACGCCCUGUACCACACCUCGUAUAACGGAAAUACAGCCCUCUCCCGGAGUCUCCAUCACUACAACAGCGUGGAGGACUCCUGCAGAAUACCACCUCCUUGCUUCCCGUACCCACUUAACUCCAACGGCAACCAUCACCAUCACAACCACCACCAACUCCACCAGCACCAUCACAGCCACCAACAGAAUCACCAACACAACCACCAAAGUAAUCACCAACACAACCAUCAACACAACCACCAACACAACCAUCAACACAACCAUCAACACCAACACCAACACCAGACGGGGCAGAAGCAGCUGGAGCCGGUCAUCCUGCGAGAUCUGCCUCCUUACCAGGCCGGCAUGGGCGGAGGGGGAGGUGGAGGUGGAGGUGGAGGUGGGGGAGGUGGUGGUGGAGGUGGAGGUGGAGGAGGAGGAGGUGGAGGUGGGGGUGUUGGGGUAGGAGGAUCUGAAGGGACAGUGACCCGCAGCUGGGGAGGAGGGGAGGCAGUGCGGAUUUUGGCCAGACGUGUCACACCUGGCGGGAAGGUGCAGUACCUGGUGGAGUGGGAGAAUGUGAGUUUGUACUGAAACAGACUGAGUCGACAUGAGACGCUAUGACUGUUUUUCCACAGGAAUACUGUGUUUGUAAAAUGUGGAGGCGUUUAAAAGGUACACAUGGGACAAAAAGGGGGGGGGGGGAAUCUGUACACGUUGCAAAUCCAGGUCGCUCUCAAAGUUUCACCUCUACUGAACAUCACUAUAGCUCACUACUUGUUACUAAAUGUCCCUCUUUGCUAGUGUUUCUCUGGUAUUUGUACUGUUAACUUUGGAAUAUGCCUUUUGCAUUUAUCAUGUUUUACAGUGAUGAGGGAAGACAUGUAAACCUCCGGAUCAUUUGUUGAUAACUCGCCCACAUCAAGAAGAAAAGAUUUUUAUGGUACAGUAAGCAACAGUAUAGUUUAAGAAAUUACAAAAAAUUGCAUUUCUCUUUUUGUUUGAGCUUUUUUGCCUUUAUUCAAUAGGACGGCUGAAGAGAGACAGGAAAUGUUGGGAGGAGAGGUCCCAACAGGUCAGAGGUCAGAUCUGAACCCAUGGCUGCUGCGACGAGGUCAAUAGCCUCCGUACAUGGGGCGUGCGACAUAGCCGCUAGGCCAUCUGGCACCCCUAUAAUGCUUAAGUUAAUGGGAAAAAACAAGCUAGAAAAAUGAAGAAUAUAAUUCCACCAUCCAACCUGCUCUGAGACUCAAACCUGUUUGGCCACCAAUUCUCUGGAGGUUUUCAUGUCUCCCCUCAUGGCUGUACGUUUUGACGAGAUUGUAAACAUGUUAUUACGGGGGUUACUUCUUAAUUACGUUAGAUUUUUGUCAUGAUUUACAUUUAGACUUCUGUAAGUAUUAGAAAUAGGAGCCACAAGAGGGCUUUUGUUUUAUAGAUAGAAUUAUAUAUUCACAAUAUAUUGCUAUGAUCGAAUAACUUUGAUUUAUUUUUUUGCCGUGGUUGCAUAGUGCCUCUAUGGGUUGUGUACCUGCUUAUUGGUCAGCUGAUCGGAGUCAACCAAUCAGAAGACAGACCGAUUAGGAAGGUCAUAUUACUGUAAAUUACAAACGAAGGCAGAUACAUGGGUACACACGACUCAGUUAUAAUGUUUUUUUUUUUUUUUUUAAAUCAGAGCAGACUGUGACGUUACUGUACAUUCCAAAUAAACAAAAAAAAGAAAUGUAUAAUUUAUUGAGAUGUCCGUUUGAAGUUUCCAAACAGGAAAUUUAUUUAAAAGAAUGAUUUGGUUUUUUUUCCGAUGAAUGUUGUUUUGUCACCACAGAUCAGCCUAAGGUCCAACCACUGUUCAUCUUAGUGUAAGAAUUCUGCAGGCCGACUUAAACCUUGAAAUAUUCUGGUGCAGACCCAAACCUCUAAUUACACAUCUCUAUCGAACACUCUAAACUAACAUAUUAUAGUCCCCAUUUAUUUCUUCUUAAAUCGAAAUAAACUUGGUUAUACUUUAUUUGAAGAGGUAUGAAUAAGACUGCCUGACAUUAGGGGUGGGAAAAAAAAUUGAAUUAUUAAAAAAUCGAGAUUCUUAUCCUCUGAGAUUUUAAACAGAUUCAUAACUUCCAAAUAUAGAUAUUUUUUUUGGGGGGGGAGGGGCUAAUCAGUCACUCCCUGCUAAGCGCUAAGGCUAGCUCUUUAACUCAGCCAAAUGGAGCAGCAAGAAAUUCAGCCAUUCUCACAGAUGAGUGGCCAGUCGUCUGUGAGACUGUCAAUCGUUUCUGUAUACACACACAUAUAAACAAAUACACACACACGCUAUCCUGAUUUGCAUUUGCAUAGCGCGAUUCUGCCAGUCGGCGGCAAUUCCUGGCAGUUUCAGGCAGUUUAGUGUGUUGACUGUAAAUUCCCGUUUAUUUCAACUUCCACGCCAAUGAACUGUGACGGUUACUGCUGGAAGUCCCACUUUUCAUGCAGUGUGAGUAGAUCCUGAAGUUAAAAAAAAGACUUUGAAUCAUGUUUUGAAUCGAAAUUAGAUUCUGAAUUGUGAACCCAAGAAUUGAAAUCGAAUCGUGAGACACCCAAAGAUUCCCAGCCCUACCUAUCAUUAUCAUGACAUGACACCUGGCAUAACCAUGAAGGAGCCUUUAUGAAUGUUUAUUGUUGUUGUCAUUCAGUCAGUUAUGUCACUUUGAAUGCAAAGGUGACACUGUUAAGGAUGUCUUCGUUAUGACACCUUGACAUUAAACAAGUCAUGGUUGUGACAAUGUCAUGUCAGUCUUAUGCAUACCCCUCAAAGAAAGUGUUACCAAAAACGUACACAUGAAACUGGGCCUAUUUAAAUAACGAAGCCGUCCACAUAAAGGUUAAAAAAACAAGCGCAAAUGUACCAAGCCUCUGAAGUCCCAAAAAGUAAAAGUUUAAGUUUUUAACUUAUUCUCCACUAUUAUGCGCACAUUAUAACUUGUGCAUACAGUCUAAAAUCUUUCACUCUUUUUGAACAUCAGAGGCUCCGUAUAAAUGUUAAAAUUAAAAAUCGGAAACAAUAAAUAUAUGUUUAUUUAUCCUAGAUGAUUUAUUGAAUCCCCACGUGCAGUACCUUGAUAGUCCACCAGGGUGCAGUGGCUCAUACAUUGGGGAUCACUGUUGAAAGUUCACUCCUUGUUUUUUCAAAGUGACAGUACAGGUAAAGAAGACACUGAAUCUACAAACUAAACUGUUCUUUUACAUUUCAGGGUUUUAAAGGUCUUUAAUCUCAAAGAUUCAACAUUGAUUUAAUUCAUUCAUUCAAGGCCUGACUGAUCUUCUCAGAUGUAUUUACAGAGGAAAGUUCUGGCUGCAGCUGGAUGUUUAUCUUUGUGCAGCCGGGUUACAUAAAUCUAAAAUACUGUGGUGCAAGUUCAGAGUUUAUAUUUUAAUACAGAGGUUUAUUUCAGCAAUGUGUUGGAUAUAACUUACACAAUGUGUACUUUUACAGUUCUGUCUUAAAAGACUGCAUUAUAGCUUAAGUUGGAAAAAAAAUCAUACUGUUAAAAUCACACCAGUGCAAAACUAUCUUGAUUUUCUUUAAAUACUGAACCUCUCCGUUUAUUCUCCUGCACUAUAGCUUACAUUUCAGGGCAGUGAAAUGAUGUUGCAUUACCAUUUCCAUCCUCCUCAGUGACUAUUUGACUGUAGUUUAUUAGGAAGAGGUGUGUCGAACAUUUUUAGGCGCUGGUGAUGAAUGUAUUUGUGUGUUUUCUAUGGUAUGUCUCUACCCGUCAAGUGCUCGUUAUAGGUUGUACUCUUGUUGGAACAGAACCAGAUUAGUUUAAAACUAAAUAGGAGGAAAUACAGACAUCAACAUUGAGGAAACAUUUUAUUUUGAGAGAGGUAGUUUUAUUUUUUUUUCUGAUUAGAAGUCAAGUCCAAGUUCAGUUUGAUGUAUUUUUUGAGAAGUUAUGUUUGUACAUGUAUACUCUGCGUUGACACCUAAUAUGUAACAUGAAUAAUAAAACAAUGUUUCACCUCGUA